Molecule: messenger RNA, 5974 nt
Organism: Mugil cephalus (flathead mullet)
Lineage: Eukaryota; Metazoa; Chordata; Actinopteri; Mugiliformes; Mugilidae
Gene: scarf2
Product: scavenger receptor class F, member 2
Exons: 11
Coding region: 673-3516 (947 amino acids)
Molecular function (GO): scavenger receptor activity
Source: RefSeq, a predicted model, not a curated record
CGCUGCACACACACACAGGCCUAUGUAAAUUUGGUGGCGCACGCAUGGCGCACAAAGCCAAAGAUAGAGUAACAAAUCAGGAAUUUCCCUCCUGCCACUCCUGAGAGCGCAACAGAGGACCAGAGUUACGGAUUAAGCGCUUCUCCUCGGGGAGGAACAAGCGAAACGGAGAUAAUCUACUUUUUCCCUCUUUCCUUUUCUUUUUCCUGUGUAAAUAUUAUUCAUCAUCCACGGCUUCCACGACGUUCUGAGGAAACAUAUUUUGGCAUUAGUCGUGCGUAAUUCAUUGUGGAGCCAUUGGCUUUUAUUUUGGCCUCCCAAAGAUACUUCCAUGGAAUAAAAAAAAAAAAAAAAAAAAAAAGCGAAGAACAACCUUCAGCAAGAAUAUUGUGAUUAUUUGCAAGUUUGGCUUUAUGACUUUUUUCUUCUCCCCCCGUUGUGCAGUUUGGGUUGUUGAGGUUCUCGAUGGCGUAGGUGGUGGCAAGACUUUUUAAAACACCAUAAGAACGAGGAUUUAAUAGCCCAUUCCUGCCAAUGCGUCUGGAUUAUGCGCGAAACAAGUCGGAGUGCGUAAAGUAAAGAGAAGAAUAACCCACCGUCGUCACUCAUCGUGGAGAGGGGGGGACAUGCGGGAGUGAAAACGGCGUCUAGAAGGAUGCUGCUGCUUGUACGAUGGAAGUGAAGAACUCUUUUGCUAUUGUUGCGGUGGCUUGUCUUUUCUUUUGCUUCGGUUUCAGCCAAAAACUCAACCCGAAAGGCAAGAAUGUGUGUAAAGCAUCCGGGUCAUCUGGAUCAGUGUGCUGCAGUGGAUGGGGGAAGCUAGAGGAUGAAUGCCCGACACCUCUGUGUGAGGGCAACUUCACCUGCAAGGAAAACGAGGUGUGUGUCAGGCCCAAUGAAUGUCGCUGUCGUCAUGGAUACUUCGGAGCUAGCUGUGACACUAAAUGCCCUGCCCAGUUCUGGGGCCCCGACUGCAAGGGGAAAUGUAACUGCCACCCCAACGGCCAGUGCGACGACUUGACCGGCGAAUGUACCUGCAACUACAAUCGCUGGGGACCCAACUGCGAGAACGCAUGUCUUUGCCAAAAGGGCAAGUGUGACCAAGACACGGGGAAAUGCACGUGUCACCCCGGCUUCUGGGGUCCCCAGUGCAACAACAACUGCUACUGCAGCAUCAACUCCGUCUGCGACGCGAUGUCGGGCCGGUGCCUGUGCAAUCCCGGCUGGACGGGGAGGAACUGCGCCAUCCAGUGCAACUGCAACAACUCACCGUGCGACCAGUUCACGGGGCGCUGCCAGUGCAGGGAGAGGCUGUGGGGCCCGCGGUGCGAACGGUACUGCCAGUGCAUCCACGGCAAGUGCAACCAGGCCGACGGCUCGUGCACUUGCACGCCGGGGUACCGUGGGAAGUUCUGCAGGGAGCCGUGUCCAGCUGGAUUCUAUGGACAAAACUGCAGGAACAGGUGUGGGCACUGCAAAGGCCAGCAGCCGUGUAAGGUGACGGAGGGCCGCUGCGUCACCUGCGACCGAGGCUGGAACGGAACUCGGUGCGAUCAGCUCUGCUCCAAGGGCUUCUUUGGCGAAAACUGCCAGGAAGUGUGUCCCACCUGUAAAGACGGCCAUCACUGUGACCCCAUUCAUGGCAAGUGCUCUCAUUGUAACCCCGGCUGGAUUGGGGACAGGUGCGAGGUGCGCUGCCCCAACGGCACGUAUGGCGAGAACUGCGAGAACAACUGCAGCCACUGUUUCUACGGAAUCUGUCACGUUGUCACCGGAGAGUGUCUGUGUGACCCGGGCUUUCAUGGCACAUACUGCAAUAUGACCUGUCAACCUGGCCAGUUCGGAGUCAACUGCAACCAGACGUGCUCCUGCCACGACAAGAACUGCGACCCCGUGUCUGGUGCCUGCUACCUCCAGCCCAACCAGCGGAUGGGUGUGAUUGCAGCUGGGAUCCUGGUCUCGUCUUUACUGAUCGUCCUCCUCUCGCUGUUGUGCUGCUGCUGCCUCUGUCGACACAAAGACGACCACAACAAAAAAGCCAAGCGGAUCCUGUGUGGACGAUUCAGCCGAAUCAGCACUAAACUCCCCCGUAUUCCACUGAGGCGACAGAAACUGCCCAAAGUAGUCGUAGCCCACCACGACCCAGAGAACACCUUCAACUGCAGCUUCAUCGAGCCCCCCUCUGUGGCCGAGCAGCCCUCCACCUCCUCCUGGUCGUCCCAAGAGUCCUUCUCUUCCUUUGAGAGCGGAGACGAGGGGCCACUUUACUCUCUUCCUCAUGAAGAAUCUAUAAAUGAAAGCAAGGAGAAGCAGAGUCCCAGUCUAACAGCGGAGAAACCAGAAGCCGUCUCUAAUGAGGAUGAUGCAGGGGAGUACACCUCCCUGAAAGAUACAAGUGUCGCCAAAUCAGAAGGCGGCGAGCAGCCCCAGCUCAAGUCCUCCGACAGCGAAGGCUCCACCAGUGGCUACGAGUCCAACACUGGGGCGCUGUACGCCCGCAUCGCCCGCCUCUCCAAGCAGUCUAAAGAGGACGAGGGCAGUGGCAAGGACAGAGAUGGCACCCCUACGCCAGAGGCCAAGCGCAACGGAAAGCCCCCUCCUUCACCCGGCAAGCCCAAACCACGCCCACCAGACCCCUCCACAAAGCCCAAGGUGUCAUGGAUACAUGGAAACACCACAGGGUCUCCCCAGCCAGAGCAGCAGGGGGGGCUUAAGGCACUCGUGGGAUCCAAGGACAAGAAGAGGAGCUCCAGUGAUGGCUCCUCCAAGAGUGAAGAGCGUCACAAAAUGAAGGAGAAGAGUCGCGAGCAACAGAAGAAACAGGACGAGAAAGAGGUCGAUUCCAAUGGCUCCCCCAGCAAACACAAGCCUCUGCGAGGUAAGAAGUCUGGGGAUGAGCACAGCAGUCCCAGUCACAUGGAACACAUUAACGGUGUUGUUCAGAAUGCCUUGAAGAAGAUCAGCGGCUUCCACAGCUCGUCGUCCGAGAAGAAGAGCGUUGACAGUCCGAAGCAGGCCCCUAAGGAGCCGCCCAAGAGCCCGAAGGUCAUCCACCCUCACAUGAACUCGGAAGCCGCCACGCUGCUGGCCGCUCAGCUCAAGGAGAAAACCCAAAGCAUCAACAGGAACGAGGGGACGGGACUGACAAAGACCAACGGCCUCUCCACGCCCAAGGGACACCGCGAGAAGCCCACUCCUCCGCAGAAAGCUAAGAGGACCGCCUCCAGUGGACUGGGCCAGCAGGGCUCCACCAAGCCCCUGCUGCCUACCACCAGCAGCCUCCAGAAGAUGGUGGCACCCGUCGCCACCACCGACACGGGGGCCCCUGACGCUAAGAGCCCGGAGAAGCAGGACUUGAACGGCUCCAGAGCAGGGGACCCGCUGGAUCCUAUACCAAAGAAGACCCCCAUUAAAAAGCCGCCCAGGAAGAAAGGCAAGGAGGGCGCUUUGGAUACACCUGAAAGUAAAACACCCCAGCAAAAGACAGCCAUUAUGCCACCACAAGUAGUCAAAUAAGUAUUUUGAAUGACAUAUUGCACAAAGUUGAUAGAUUACCAAAAGACUAAAAAGUUGUUUGGAAGGAGAGUUUUUCAGUUUUUCUGUGUGAGUGUUGCAGCCUUAAUCCAGAUGGAAAAAAGACUUAGACCGGAAUCAUACUGGUGAGGUGUGUCAUAAUAACCUCUAUACAUUAUUAUAUUACAGGACAAGAAUCAUUUUUUUUUAUGUAUCUAUGGACAACCUCACACCACAACCUGUGGCUAAGCCAGACACAACUGUGAGAACAGUGGUGCAAAGAAAUUAUCCAAAGUUAAUUCAUCUCUAUUCCUCUGCAGUAUCUCCACCACUAUAUUUAUAUAUGGAUUGCUUUUGUGGUUACAUAACUGUAAGUUACCCCGAUGGUGUCGGAAAAAAAAAUAGCUUUUUUUUUUUUUUUAACGUGUGCUCUCCACAGGUACGAAAGGUACUAAGAUUACAAGCUACGUUUCUGUUUGUUCAUAUCCCAUUUGGAUGGAACAACUUGGAGAAAUACAUUUCUACAUCCACGUUCUUAAUCACAAGAUUAUGUUAUUCUAUGCAGAUGAUAGUCUACUUGAAUGUUGGUAGCUAAGAGCUCUACACACUUUUCUCUCAUUCAGAUCUGGAGGAGUGCUUUUCAGUGAACUAAAUUAGACUUCCUGGGGUACAUAAUUUAUUCUGCACUUCGGCCUUAAUUGCCUUUCACUUUCACCUUUGUUUCCACGUUGAUCAUCGUCACUUGGUUCCAUUUCACACAGACAUAUAGCGUUUUUUUGCAGUUUUUAUAUAGUUUUAUUUGGCUUUCUUUUGCCCCGCUCAGUUAAAUGUGGUUUGUUAACUUCCAAGUAAACUCUCUGAUCUCGAAAAAGGGCUGCUUUAAAAUCUUCCAUAUUUCUGCUAACACCACGCCACCAGAAUGUGCUCUUACUGUAGAUUUCCUUCAGUCAGCUAAACCACUAAACCAAAAAUGAAACCCCGGGCUAUCCUAUGUCCCCCGCUUUACGUCACACUUAUAAUUCACUUUAUUCACGUACCUUCUCUGUGAUACAGCAACACACAGCGUUUCAUUCUCUGUGUUCAACAAAAGCGUGCUGCAGGACAAGAUCCUCCUUGUAAACCAGAGGCAAACGGAUACUUUAGCGAGAAUAGAUAUAGAUCAGAAGGAAGAAGGAAUCUGCCAUUUGUCUCUGCACUCUUUCAGAAAUUAGGUCUGUGUCACCAUUUGAGCUAUUUUCACAUAAGUGCGCUUACGCCGCCAGGGUAGCAUGAGAAAAAGAGAAAGUAAUAAUAAUAGUAAAACCCUGUCAGAGAUGUUUUAUCCCUCGAGGAUCUUAUUAUGUUAAGCUAGCAGAUUCAUGCUCAAGUAUAAAAGGUGUUUUUUCAUUGUUUUUGGGGCAAGACUGUACAGCUAAAUGGUACCGUGCCCCUGGAGUUAACAUGUGCCUCAACUGUGGAUCAGUUUAAGCUAAAGCAGCUAUGUUUGCUUAUUGCUAUUUUCCAAAGUCUAAAAUAAAGCAAACCAAAAAAAAAAAAAGAAAAAAAAAAAAGGUUGGUGGAGUUGGAUACUUAAACUGGACUAAUUCAGUUUGUCAGGAAAAAAAUGAGUAAAUGUUCUGGUGUGACUUCCCCGCUACUAAGAGUCGACAUGUUGGAGUCUUGAUCUUUUAAUUCUUUCAGGAAGAAAACUUUUUUUUUUCUUUAUUUCAGCUAUAAACAGAUCAGAGUUUAAAGUAAGUAGGAUGUUGUGUCGAUGUGCCAUUGUUUUUGGACUGAAGAAUAUUUGACAUUAAUUUGAAAAACAGUGUCUCGGUGUGUUAAUAUCAAGGUACAACACAUUUCUUUGAUUAUUUUUCAUCGUUUUUACUUGUAUACAUUGUGUACUUUUUAUUAUCUUUGUAAGCUGUGCUUAUAUGACCUUUUUAAGGUUCUUCUGUUUUUCCUUGGUGUCAAUGAACUGGCUUUCAUGGUGUAUUUGCUUUUUUUUUUUUAUGUUUGCUUGUGUUGCUCUAAAGCAGACCUGCCGUAUGAGUACCUUCCUCUUGUAAAGUUUACAUUGGCUUUGUAAUUGUCCUCUGUUGAUGUUAUUGUUAGUGUAACACUUAACUGCAUGACACAGGGUGUAAUUAUAUGGCAUUAAUCGCUGCAGAGGAAAACUGUAACCUUCUCGUCCCCCUCCCCAUUUGUUAUUACUGCCUCCCUUAACUAACUCAUACAGAAAGAUUGUACAAUACUACUAUAAUACCACUGUUGAAACCAUUGCAUAUACUUAAAACCAUAAUAUUGUGUAAUUACAAAGUGGCUAUUUUGAUCCGACUGGCCCGCGCCUGUUUUGUUAAAGAAGGGCCUAAAAAAGCUGCAAAGCCAUUACCACCUGUAAGGUAUAUUUUGUCUUUUUGUGGUUUGUUUAAAGCAACUUUGAUUUCCAUUUGUGUACGGCUAUUAAAGUGGUGUUUCCUCA